Molecule: messenger RNA, 867 nt
Organism: Aegilops tauschii subsp. strangulata
Lineage: Eukaryota; Viridiplantae; Streptophyta; Magnoliopsida; Poales; Poaceae
Source: RefSeq, a predicted model, not a curated record
AUGAAACCAAACUCUAAAAUCGUUUUGGUUUUAUGCUAUUUACUCGGCUACGCCACCCACGCCUACUCGCUGGCCGAGGUCGAGCAGAAGACCCUGGAGUUCAGGAAGGAGAUGACCACCCCGAUCCCCAUCGCGGAGGACGCGUCAGAAUUCGAGAAAUUUCGGGCUAGGGCUUACGAAACAGCUAUGAAAGUUCCUGUUAAAUCAAUAGAGCUUUACUUGGAUCUUAGGGGCGGAAUUGAAGAUCAUGUUUUGGGCAUGGAAAAACUGUUGCCAGACUUAGAUCCGCAGGAGCGGCGUGUCUUUACCCUUGUUCUUGAUCUUAAUGAGACCCUCGUAUAUUCUGAUUGGGAGCCUGAGAUAGGCUUGAAGACAUUCAAGAGACCAGGAGUUGAUGCUUUUUUGCAACGUAUGUCAACCCUGUAUGAAGUUGUUGUAUAUUCUGAUCAACUGCAGAAGGAUGUGGAGGAUGUGGUUAAAAGGAUCGACCAAACAGGACGUAUACACAAAUUAUCAAGGCCUGCAACUAAGUACCGGAAGGGUAUACACUUUCGGGAUCUGUCAAGGUUGAACAGAAAUCCUGCACGAGUUCUGUACAUAAGUGCGCAUGCUCUUGAAUCUUGCCUGCAACCUGAAAAUUGUCUGGAUAUCAAACCAUGGAAACUUGAAACUAAUGACACUGAACUGCGGGAUCUGAGUCCAUUUCUUGAGUCUCUUGAUGUUGUAAGGCCUGCUGAUCUUCGUGAAGUGGUUGCUUCUUAUCAAGGGAAGGAUGUUGUUAAAGAGUUCUAUGAGCGAUGCAAACAAGAGCAGAAGCAGCAGCAGCAGAAGAAACGUGAGAGCAAGUGGUGGCGGAUAUUUCCCUGA